AAAUUGACCAUCGUCGAAUAAUCAUCGCAUCCCAGGUCGUUUACUUAGUGACCGUGUCACUUGCCUGAACGGGGCCACAAGUGUGAAAGUCUCAAGAGAGGAGCGCAGGCGCUUUGCGACACUUUUCUAAAUGACCUGGAGCACCUCAAUUCAGUGAUCACGGAAGGCCACCUCAGUCUGAUCCUCCUCAGGUCCCGGGGAGUGGGCAGGUGUCUUGUGAAACAUCCAACUGCAGUCGGCGCCUCCCUGGUCGGCCGCUUCGUGUCGAAUUACACCUGCUCAGUAAACAGGUGUUGGACUCCAAAGUUACUUCCAAAUCACUUCGUGGACGAAGAAAACGUUCAAGUAAGCAAUGCGAGGGGACGUCUGAGGCAUAAUUAAAAAAAAAAAAAGACACAGAGCAGGGCAGAGACACAAAAAUAAAACGAAGAAACACAACCUGCAUGGUGCAUCCGGCCCAGUGAAAAAAACAGAAGAACACCUCGGAGCGCAAAUUUAUAAAAAAAAAAAGGCACAGAGAGGGCGGCGGAGCGGAGCGGACCCACCCACUGACGAAUAAAAAAAGAAAAGUAAAAACGAAAAUAUAAAAAAGAAGGAAGGAAAAGAAAAGAAAAUUAAAGACACGAAGCUUAAACAGCGGACACCCGAGUGCUUCCGUGCCGUCUGAAGUUUGUAAAUUUCGAACGAAGAAGCAAAGGGAGCGACAGCACAAGCCCAUCACUUUCAAAACGACGCAAUGGCGGACACUCAGAAUUCUGGCAGCACUUUGCCUUCAGGGGGUCAGGUAUUCACGUCCAUCCCAGAUAUCCUGAUGAUUCCAGAAAUUAUUAUCGGAGGUGCUGUUUGGAUCCUGGUGGCCAUCACUAAAGUUAGCAUUCAGAUCAACCAAGGCUGGGUGAUGUUUACCUCGAUUUUUCUUUUUUUCUUCUCCCUGCUGUUUCUGAUUGGCCUGUUCAUCGGAUUUCAGAAGGGGGCACACUUUUGGAAAGUCCUGGAUGUGAUUUAUCACGCCAUUGCUGCUGGCAUGUAUUUCAGUGCUGCUGUCCUUCAGGCGAACGCUACAGUGGUGUAUCAAUAUGGCGGAUGGGCUUCUACUUCUGAAUAUAAGCUCAAUGUCGCCGCCACAGUGCUCUCCUUCAUCGUCACGCUAAUUUACGUUGCCCACACCGCACUUUCCUUCCAAAGAGCGAAAUGAGGAAUACCCAGGGAUCAGGAAUGACGCCAACGCUGAAACGCACCCAUGGAAACACAUCAGUUUGUUUAAUUUUUUUUAUUUAGAUCUGCAAUGAGACUCUGCUUUGUACCGAGAUUCAUAAACGAAGAAAUGCAUCAAGACAACCCUAAAGGACGCCUGGCCAAUGUCAGCCCUUCAGUCCGACGCAACUCUUCGUUUCUUUUUUGCCCAAAACAGGAAGCAAGUGAGAGGAUUGAAGAGGAAUUCAAUUACACGGUAAUAAUAACAGCAAUGAGAACAGAAGUUUCAGUCAUUUCUGGAAACAAUGAUGUCCCACUGAUGUAAAAAAUGGAGACACUUCAUGAUGAAAAUGCUUUGUCUGUUUUCCCAAUUCUGUGCACAUCUCUUAAAUCUCUGCUUAUAAAAAAUGCCUCAUUAAUGGAGAAAGCUGACCUUGACGUGCAUGUGGGGGGGACGUCACAUGACGCAGGACCGCCGUAUUCAAGUGCCAUGUCGGCUGUGUCUGCUGGUGUUGGGGAUGUGGCCUAUGCUUAGGGAGCCACGCCCACUCAGAAGGGGAGGGGUCUGUAUGUUCAGUUUGUUUGAUUACUUGAAGUUGACAUUUUUGAGAUUACUGUACAUAUCUACAUAGUGUGGAGACAGACAGGCGGACACCGAUGGUUUACAACACCACACACGUUUAUUGUCCGUAUUUAUAAUAUUUACACAGUCCCAAAGCACACAACCCAGUGCCCCUGCCCCAAGCACCCUCAGUUCAGGCCUCUCUAUAGUCCUGUCCUUCCUUCACCGCCUCCACUCUUCUCAUCUGAGCUUCGUUCUCUUCCACCCGACUCCAGCUGACGAAUGGAGGGAGGUGGCCCCUUUUAAGUCCAGCCGGAUCUGCUCCAGGUGUCUCCUGAGAAGCUUCCUGGUGUGGCAGAAGCACUCCGGGUGUCCCUGGUAUUCCUUCUGCCAGCACCCCCGGGUGUGGCAGAAGUGCUGAAAUCCAGGGCUUCACAGGGGUCCGGGUGCCCCCUGGCAGUGACCAUGGGCCCCUAUAGGGUUGAGUUUCCAUGCUCCGUUCCCGUGGCCCCCAUACAAACCAGGGCGGCUGCUCUCUCAUGGUCUGGAGGAGGCAUAGUCCCUCUUCCGGCCCUUCCAGGCGUCCCAGCUGGGUACCACCCCCAGCCACCCGCCACAAUAGACACUGCUGAACCUCUCUCAGCCAGAUUUGUUAUAGGAGAAGACCACUGGCUAGAUUUCCUUUUGAAACUUAGCAAGUGCCCCCAGAAGCAGCAUGGUAUAACUGCCAGUGUGUGUGUGUGUAAAUCCACCUUAAUAAAAAGAUAGAAGUG
This is a messenger RNA of Erpetoichthys calabaricus (reedfish), 2529 nucleotides long. RefSeq names its product myelin and lymphocyte protein-like. The record is from RefSeq and is a predicted model, not a curated record. Gene Ontology annotation, molecular function: structural constituent of myelin sheath. Gene Ontology annotation, biological process: myelination. Gene Ontology annotation, cellular component: membrane. NCBI's taxonomy places the organism in Eukaryota, Metazoa, Chordata, Cladistia, Polypteriformes, Polypteridae. The transcript has 5 exons. Bases 737 to 1195 code for a protein of 152 amino acids.